GGGGGGUCAACAGCGAGACUGGGUGAUGGGAGGAGGGAUGUGAGAGUGGAAGCAGGCGAAGAAGAAAGAAACACACAGUGGUGAGGAGAGAGGCAUCACCUCACUGAUGCUGAGUCACUUAACGGAGAGACCAGAGCCACAUUCAUGACUUUCAGGGAAUAAUGGAGGAGCUUGAACACACUUGCCCCCAUCCUCGGACGAUGCUGACUGAGCCUGCCAUCUUUGCGAGAGAGACCAGCUGCGAUUGCCGCGCACCUCAUGAAAAGCUCACCAUCGCUCAGGCCCGCAGAGGCACCCCGGCGGAUCGUCCGGUGAGAGUCUACGCCGACGGCAUCUUUGACCUGUUCCACUCGGGGCACGCUCGGGCUCUGAUGCAGGCCAAGAACCUUUUCCCCAACACCUACCUCAUCGUGGGAGUGUGCAGCGACGAGCUGACCCACAAGUACAAGGGCUUCACCGUCAUGACGGAGACGGAACGCUACGAGGCGCUCAGGCAUUGCCGCUACGUCGACGAGGUGCUCAGGGACGCUCCCUGGACGCUCACGCCCGAGUUUUUGGAGCAACACAAGAUCGAUUUUGUGGCUCACGAUGAUAUUCCAUACUCCUCGGCAGGGAGCGAGGAUGUCUACAAACACAUCAAGGAGGCAGGAAUGUUUGUGCCCACUCAACGCACCGAAGGGAUCUCCACGUCGGACAUCAUCACCAGGAUCGUCCGGGACUACGACGUCUACGCCCGUCGCAACCUUCAACGUGGCUACACGGCCAAGGAGCUCAACGUCAGCUACAUCAAUGAAAAGAAGUACCGGCUGCAGAACCAAGUGGACCGGAUGAAAGAGAAGGUUCGCAACGUUGAGGAGAAGAGUAAACAUUUUGUCUACCGGGUGGAGGAGAAGAGUCACGACCUCAUUCAAAAGUGGGAAGAAAAAUCCAGGGAGUUUAUCGGCAACUUCCUGGAACUAUUCGGGCCUGAUGGGACUUGGCAGAAGCAGGUGUUUCAGGAGCGCAGCGGACGAAUGCUUUCCUACGCUCUGUCCCCGAGAGAGUCGCCGUGCAACAGCCCUCCGCGUGAACUGUCUCCCCUGCGCUCGCCGUCGCCGCCGUCUCCGCCCGCCCGCUGGCACAACGCGCGGCCUUCGCCGCCAACCUCCCCCAAAGGAGCUUCGGCGUCUAUGGGCAGCAUGAGCGAAGGCGACGAGGACGAGAAGUAGACGGCUCCCACGUGCGCGUUUACGGAACGCCGCCUGAGAAUUUGUCACUCGUGUCCCACACAAACACUGGACGGCCACCAAAAAAAACACUUGACCUCAAGGAAAAUAGCAAAAGCGUACCCAAGAUGUGGGAUUUCGGUGCACGAGAGGUCUGUUCAGCUGGCUUUUGAAGAAGCCGUCACAAACUGGAUGACAACGGCUAGUGAUCCGGGUCUCUCGUAGUUUUGGG
Molecule: messenger RNA, 1437 nt
Organism: Hippocampus zosterae (dwarf seahorse)
Lineage: Eukaryota; Metazoa; Chordata; Actinopteri; Syngnathiformes; Syngnathidae
Gene: pcyt1ba
Product: phosphate cytidylyltransferase 1B, choline a
Exons: 8
Coding region: 162-1208 (348 amino acids)
Biological process (GO): CDP-choline pathway
Molecular function (GO): choline-phosphate cytidylyltransferase activity; phosphatidylcholine binding
Source: RefSeq, a predicted model, not a curated record